AUGACGAAGUUGAUACAACAGUUAAAUUUUAGCAGUAGUAAUUACUACGACGUCAAGGGCUUCGUGAUAGAACCUGAGUCUCCGGUCGCCACCAAGAACUACUAUGGUGACGGCGCGUCCUUGAGCGCGGCCGGCAGUAAACGGUCCGCUUUGUCGGCUUCCGACGCCGAGUGCUUCUCGCUCUGCCUGGGCGCCGGGCCUCUGUGCAAAGCUAUUGAAAUAUGUGGUCCUGAUGUCUCUGCGCUCGGCUCCGCACCUCCCGGAGGGGUGACAGGCGGGGCCGCGAGCCCCGCCGCCCCCGCCACCCCCGCACACGACGACAACGACCGUGACCUGUUGAGCGCCCUGCUAUGGUCAAGCGCGAGUUCUCUGAGCAGCAGCUCAGACAGUCUCGCAGAACAUCCGGCGCUAUUGGUACAGAGGAGAGAGGAGGUGAUAGCAAGAAUCCUUGAACUUAAAGAUAGGAAGCCGGUGAAGAUUGAAUUCAAGAUCUAUUUGACGGAGAACACUGUCACUCGUUGGGAGGCAGUGGUUAAUAAGAAGUCCAUGUACCUCCGCGUGCCGUCGGUUCUAUCAGCUGGCAGUAAGGACAGCUUCGUCAUGUUGCUGGACUUUGCUGAGGAAAGGCUUGGAUGCAGCAAUUGCAUCAUCUGCGUGUCCAAGACCCGUUCCGAUCGUUCAACACUUCUUCGCACCUUUAUGUUUAUGGGAUUCCAGAUUUUACCACCAAAUUCACAACAAAUGGAUGGUAUCGAGCAUCCGGAUUAUUUGUUCCUCAAUUAUAAUAUGCAAUAA
Molecule: messenger RNA, 795 nt
Organism: Danaus chrysippus (African queen)
Lineage: Eukaryota; Metazoa; Arthropoda; Insecta; Lepidoptera; Nymphalidae
Source: the annotation of a GenBank genome assembly